This is a messenger RNA of Myxocyprinus asiaticus (Chinese sucker), 1361 nucleotides long. Its product is annotated as TATA box-binding protein-like 1. Gene Ontology annotation, molecular function: DNA binding; general transcription initiation factor activity. Bases 227 to 787 code for a protein of 186 amino acids. NCBI's taxonomy places the organism in Eukaryota, Metazoa, Chordata, Actinopteri, Cypriniformes, Catostomidae. The transcript has 7 exons. Gene Ontology annotation, biological process: DNA-templated transcription initiation. The record is from RefSeq and is a predicted model, not a curated record.
GUCAUUAAAAUAAUAGAAGAAGAACAAUCGCCGGUUGCCUGUUGUGGCUUUUGUUUACCUCUAAUACUCUUCCGAACACUCGUUUUAAUAACGUUUCAUCACAUUUUUUAGCAUAAAUCUCUCUCGGUCGUACAAUAUAUGCCAAUUUCAGUCAAGUUGUGCUUUGGAUUGUGACAUGCAUCUUUAAAGGGGUUGUCAAACUUAAAAUCUCACCCAGAACGGCCCCAUGGAACCCAGUAACGAUGUGGCGCUUGAUAUUAUCAUUACCAAUGUCGUAUCUGUCUUCAGAACAAGGUGCCAUUUAAACCUGCGCACCAUCGGCUUAGAGGGCACUAAUGUCAUCUACAAGCCUGAAAUGGGAAAAGUCUUGAUGAAGCUGCGGAAACCACGCAUCACUGCCUCUAUAUGGUCGUCAGGGAAAAUUAUUUGCACUGGAGCAACAAGUGAGGAGGAGGCCAAACUGGGUGCCCGACGGCUGGCCCGCUGUCUGCAGAAGAUUGGAUUUAAGGUGAGAUUCUCAGACUUUAAGGUUGUAAAUGUGCUGGCGGUGUGCUCCCUGCCUUUUCAAAUCCGUCUCAUUGAGUUCACCAAAAAUAACCGUCCCAUUGCCAGCUAUGAACCUGAGCUCCAUCCUGCUGCGUCAUACAGAAUCAAAAACCUCAGGGCUACGGUGCAGGUGUUUUCCACAGGCAAUAUCACUGUUACAGGACCAAAUGUGCAAAGCGUGGCAUCUGCAGUGGAACAAAUUUAUCCUCUCUUGUUUGAGUGUCAGAAAACACUGGCAUAAAACAAACACACACACAGGCACCAGUUUGAAAAAGAAGCACCUUAUCAUUGAAUGUUUUAAGGCUUGUAACUAUUGUACUGUAUGUCUCCCCGAGGCAGCUUUUGCCACUUCACGUCCAAGCGGGUCUGGGUCGUGUGUUUUCGGAGUCAUGCCUUUGAACGAUGGUGUUCGGACCCCACAGCGAAUAAUGACGACUUCCUCAAGCUCAGAAGAGGACCAUUAGUGCAUUGUGUUGCUGCCGUUGUGUCGUUUAAAAACACUUGAAGUAACUGUAUUACAGUGCAUGGACACCAAAGUAAAAUCUGGCAAACAGUGACAUUUAAGGAUCACAUUUUACUUUUGGCAAAUUUUAGCUAAGUUGAUUCUAGUGAUGUCUUUUACAGCUAAUUUAAUGAUAUUAGGAGGAGUGAGAGGUUAAAUGGCACACACUUCACAUUUAAACAGCAGAUGAUGUAUAGUAUAUUUCUGGUGUAUGCUGUUGGACAAGAGCACUGGUUGUGAAGCUUAUGUUAAUGUACUAUGUGACAACUUUUGUAUUUUAUAAUAAACAAAAUAAAGUAAUCCCUAUAUUAAU